CAUCUCUCUCUCUCUCUCUCUCUCUCUCCCCCAAGUUGAAAUAUUCAAUCUUUAUCCAUCUGUAUCUCAGUAUAUAUAAAACUCGAUCUAGAGAGAGAAAGUGAGGGAGAGAUAGAGGCCGGCGAAACGUGCUGGAGUUGAGCUGGAGGAAACAAGAAGACUUAAGACUAGAUCUACGUCUCUGUCCACAAGUGUCGAACUCUGGUUAUCCAAUUUCUGUCGUAGAUAUCGAGAAAUUAAUGGGGGUGUUGCUGGUUAGUUGAUGUAUCAAUUCUGAUUGUGAUUUGUAUUUGUAUCUUCUUCUAAAAGUGAAAAAAAGGUUCAAAUAUUCAAAAAAUAGUGUUGAUUAGCUCCUCUAAUUCUCCUAUUUUUGGUGUUAUUCGCGAGAAUUUAUAUAUAUACAUAUAUAUUAUAUAUUGGCCGGUUGUUUGUGAUUUUUUGAUAAUUUGUUGGAGUGAUUUGAUUGAGAGGUAUGGAUCAGGAGAGGAUUGAUCAAGGAGGGAGUAUUGAGAGUUCGAGCAAUUUGGAUGUUCGCGGUGGGGGUGUGCCUGCAACUGUAAUUAAAUCGGAUUUGGAAGAUGAAACUCCGGCCAGUGUUAGUGGGGAAAAUGGGAAUCCGAACACGAAGAGUAGGAAUGUAUUGCUGGAUGAGAUGAAGGUAAAUUAUCAGAAGAAUGACAAGAAUUCGUGGGUGAUUGAUGUGAAGAGUGAGAAAACUGGGGAGAAUUUGAAUUUGGAUGGGGAAAGGGUGUGCAGGAUAUGCCAUUUGAGUCCUGAUCAAUCACCGGAUAAUAAUAAUAAUGAUAAUGAGAAAGCGAUGGAUUUGAUUGAGCUUGGUUGUGGGUGUAAGGAUGAGCUUGGUAUCGCCCAUUCUCAUUGUGCAGAGGCCUGGUUUAAGGUCAAAGGGAAUAGAUUGUGCGAAAUAUGUGGCGUGACUGCAAAAAAUGUUAUUGGUGUUGGAGAUGACAGAUUUAUGGCAGAAUGGAACGAGAGGAGAUCUAGUAGUAAUGGUACUACCUCAUCAGAAAGGAGGUGUGGAUGUUGGCAGGGACAGCCAUUGUGGAACUUCCUGAUGGCGUGCCUGGCCUUACAUUUGGUCGGAGCUGCAUUAUUGGUUUCAAAUUUGCCGCGUUGACAGCGUAAACAAGAAUGGCUGUGACAGGAGGUUGGCUCAUUUUCCCAGAUGUUUCUUGUUAUUUGGUAAGAACUCUUACAUACCAUAGGCUGGAAAUGUCAUUAGAGCAAAAUGGAGUUUGUUCACUUUUCUUUUUGAAUUUUGUUUCCCUUUUUCCUUUUCCUUUUCCUUUUCUUUUACUGGUUAAAUUUGUUGGAGCUAUGCAACAUGCAGUCUCUGCAUGGUGUUUCUUAUUCCUACAGUUUCUAUCGUAAAUUUGUUAAACAUUAUUGCAUUUAGUGUUAAGAGUAGAGUUGGCAUGCAUGCCUGUGUUAUUUUGGUUUACUUUGUUGUGGAUUAGGCUUCAGUGUCUGUGAAUAAGAAUGUAUGUUG
Molecule: messenger RNA, 1507 nt
Organism: Ilex paraguariensis (yerba mate)
Lineage: Eukaryota; Viridiplantae; Streptophyta; Magnoliopsida; Aquifoliales; Aquifoliaceae
Source: the annotation of a GenBank genome assembly